This is a messenger RNA of Bombus terrestris (buff-tailed bumblebee), 6536 nucleotides long. RefSeq names its product frizzled-2 (gene fz2). The record is from RefSeq and is a predicted model, not a curated record. Gene Ontology annotation, cellular component: plasma membrane. Gene Ontology annotation, biological process: non-canonical Wnt signaling pathway; canonical Wnt signaling pathway. The transcript is spliced from 2 exons. NCBI's taxonomy places the organism in Eukaryota, Metazoa, Arthropoda, Insecta, Hymenoptera, Apidae. The coding region runs from base 699 to 2921 and encodes 740 amino acids. Gene Ontology annotation, molecular function: Wnt receptor activity; Wnt-protein binding.
CAUUCACGUCAGUGCGUUCUAGACCGAUGUUAGGGGUGGUUCGUGCCCGGUACGGUGACUCGCACGUGUAUCUAUACCGCAUCGCGUUUGUGCCUCGUAGUGGCUGUCGAACGAACGAACGAACGUGUACGUACUUAUCUCGCACAGCCAGUCCGGGAGCGUGCGCACGAAGGAAAAUAUUUGGAGAUACGUGGGUCCGGUGUCUUUGUGCGUGGAUGGGAACGCGGACGUAGGGACGUAGCGCGCGUUGUGUGAUCCGCUGCCGUGUGUAAGCAUUCGAUUGCUAGCCGUGACACACGUUACCCGUGCACCGUGCAUACGUUUACAGAGCUGAUUUAGAGUGGCGGGCAGCACUGUGUGUAUAUAGUGUGUAGACGCGAUUCCGACGGACGGAGGUUAGUCGUUCGGUGGCGACCAAAAAAGAGUAGAGCACACGAGCAAAGAGGGAGUCCGGAAGGAGCGUCGUGGUCUCUCGUACAGAGUAUAGAGUAGCUGAGUGGUGUUUUCUGGACUUUGUACUAGCAGAGCUAUUCCGUUUUCGUUCGCCUGAUAAUGGAUUAAUUUUCGCCGGGGCAGUUCACCCCGGCGGCAGCGUAGUCUGGAGCAAGAGCACGCAGUAUCGCGGCAGCAGCACUCAGCGAUAAAUCAAGGCCGGAGUGAUGCGAUCCACGCAGGAGUAAAGCAAGCGACGUUGGAAAAUGGGACUCGUUCGACGGACGAAGCUGCUUCCAAGCCGAACGAUGGCGUCCCUGUUACCAUUGCUGCUGCUGGCAGCAUUACCAAACGUGCGAUUAGAAUCAGCAAUCAGUCCAGUGAGCAACGUGGGCUCGGUAUCGAGCGGUUCUUCGUCCUCCUCUUCUUCUGCCUCGUCGUCGUCGAUGGUGGGCGUAGUGCCUGGCAGUGGCUCGGCUUCCGGUAGCAUGGUUGGCUCUGGUAACAGCGUGGUUGGAGGUGGAAGUAGCGGCGUUGGACACUCGUCUUUAGGCGGUGGAGCUGUUAACGGAAACGGUCGAUGCGAAGAGAUCACGAUCCCAAUGUGUCGUGGAAUCGGUUACAAUCUAACGGCCAUGCCGAACGAAUUGAAUCACGACAACCAAGAGGAGGCUGGCUUGGAGGUGCACCAAUUCUGGCCAUUGGUCGAAAUCAAAUGUUCGCCAGAUUUGAAAUUCUUCCUCUGUUCGAUGUAUACCCCGAUAUGCUUGCCCGAGUACACUAAACCUCUUCCAGCUUGUAGAAGCGUUUGCGAAAGAGCACGGGCUGGUUGCGCACCGUUGAUGCAACAGUAUGGAUUUUCCUGGCCAGAAAGAAUGGCCUGCGAAAGAUUGCCAGCCCAUGGUGACCCGGAGAACUUGUGUAUGGAACAAGACAAUCGUACUAGCAGCACCGGGUAUGGAUCCGGAAACGGAGGAGCCGCGAGUAGCGCCCCUUUACCAGCAGCAGCGCCACCACGCCCAACCAGGCCGUCGAAGACGACCCAGCCACCGCGGUGCAAGCCAGGCAAAAAUCAAAAAAACUGCCAGCAUCCCCCGGGGGAAAGGGCGAGGGACUGCGUGUGCCGGUGCAGGGCACCCCUCGUACCCCUGGGGGCGGGGGGCACGGUCAUUCCGGGACCGAUAAGCGGCAGCAGCACCGGCAACAUCGGCAACGGGGCUGGACUGGCAGGCAUGGCCGUAAGUGGGGUCAUACCGGCGCCACCGAUAAGCAUCGGCAGGAGCAUCAUUCAGGACAUUGCCGGAGUACCGAACUGCGCUCUCCCGUGCCACGGGGCGUUUCUCACCCCCGAAGAGCGAGGGUUCGCGGCCGUGUGGCUGGCUCUGUGGAGCGGCCUGUGCGCCGCAAGCACGCUCGUGACCGUCACCACGUUUCUGAUCGACACCCAGCGCUUCAAGUAUCCUGAGAGACCGAUAGUGUUCCUGUCAGCCUGCUACUUCGCCGUAUCGAUAGGCUAUCUAUCGAGAAGCGUGUUCGGCCACGAGGAGAUAGCCUGCGACGGGCCAGCGUUGAAGUCGAGGGCACAGGGUCCGGAAGCUUGCGUAGCCGUCUUCCUGAUGAUCUACUUCUUCGGCAUGGCGUCCUCGGUCUGGUGGGUGAUCCUCGCGUUCACGUGGUUCCUCGCGGCAGGACUGAAAUGGGGCAACGAAGCUAUAGCCUCGUACUCCCAGUACUUCCAUCUAGCAGCUUGGCUGGCACCCGCGGUUCAAACUUUCUCGGCGUAUCUAGCGGGGGGAGUAGCAGGGGAUCCAGUAGCAGGAGUCUGCACGGUAGCUCCGGAUGGAAUAAGAUCCUUCAUUCUGGUACCGUUAUUCGUGUAUCUUCUACUGGGGACCAGCUUCCUUCUGGCGGGUUUCGUAAGCCUGUUCAGAAUUCGAUCGGUGAUAAAGCGACAACCAGGAGCGAAAGCGGACAAACUGGAGAAACUGAUGAUACGAAUCGGCGUGUUCAGCGUUCUAUACACGCUACCAGCCGGAGUAGUGUUGGCCUGUCACAUGUACGAAACGUCGUUAAGAAACGAGUGGCUCGAUUCGUUGGCUUGCCCGUGUCGGCCAAGGGCAAGACCUCUCUACUCCGUCCUGAUGCUCAAGUACUUUAUGGCGCUCGCGGUAGGCAUCACGUCAGGCGUGUGGAUCUGGAGCGGCAAAACCGUCGACUCGUGGAAACGUCUGUGGAGGCGCUUGUUCAGCGGCGGAAGCGGCGGAGGCGGUCACGGAGGCGGUGGCGCCGGUAUGGUAGCAGGCGUGACUGGCGUCAGCGGAGGAAUCGGCAGCACCAGCAUCAAGGGCGUCGUAGGACGUGUCGGAGUGCCGUAUCCACCGGCACCUGGCCCUGGAAGCGCUCUACUUCCACCUGGCAGCGUGGCAAGCGCGUCCCAACACCAUCUCCAUCAUCACGUCCUCAAACAACCUCCUCUGUCGCACGUAUGACGUCACCAGUCGGCGGGGGGCGACAUGAACACCGCGGGCUGCGACCAGCAGCAACAACAACAGCAAUCGGUGCAACAGGAGAGGCCUUCCGCCCUUAGUAACUACGGGCCCAUUUAGCCCUUCGCCUCGGCCUCGCGCAGGCAUACGCCGCACACGGCGCCACACACGGCGCCACAUACGCCACACUCGGCGGCUACUAUAUAUUCGAGGAGGUCAUUGGCGUCAACCACGGGCCCCCUCACGCCGGCACACGGACUCGCACCCUCGUAUACUCAGGCCACCGAAGUAUGAAUCGAUUUCCGAUAGCAAGUUGGUCGUCGUCGUUUCAACGCUGAGACGAGGCUCGAAAGAAAGGGAAAAAAGAGGAGGGUCGAAGGUGCGUGCGUUUCUCGGUACCACCGGCGUGUGGCAUUUUGCGACGCGCGUCGAACAGCGUCGACGACUCGCGACGGUGCUUCUCGAUUACCGAAUAUACGUAUUAGCCCGUACGUGUCUUUCCCGCGGGUCUCGAGUCGCCUUCAUUUUUUCUAAUCCUUUCUACUUCUUUCUACGUCACUUUUAAUCCCGUGUUACAUGUGUAGGUUAACGAUUAACUCUGUAACCAUUUUGGAGAAUUUAGCGGAGAAAUUCUGAUAAUUAGCGAAGAAACAGGUAUCGCGAACGCUAUUCGAAUCGAAGCGCGGCAACGAUGGUACGGAUCCUUGAGGCGAUCGUUCCAGAGGGCGACACUUUAAAAAUGGCGCUCGAGACCGGCCGGUGUAGUGAGAUUGUGAUGACAGUGCGUGGAUCGGAUGUAGAGUAACGUAUGAGUGAGAUAUGGCGCGAAUGGGAUAGUAUGACAGAGAAUUGUCUCUUAUUCGUAUCUAUCUGUAAUCUUUCUUACUUAUAUACCGUAGCGGAACUCGUACAGUCCGCAUGUCCGUCUAACGUGUAUCGUCUCGUCUAUUUAUCUAACCUAGCUAUAACAGAAGUAUAGGUGUACAACACAAACUUUCUAUAGAUGUCGUUACUUAAGGGUUACGGCGGUGGUCCGGCAUUCCAAAGCGCGUGUUUUUAUAAUUUCAUACGAUUUUAGUCGCUAGUCGAAACAAUCGGAGCGAACGUAUAAGACAGGGAAGGAUCGAUUCGAUCAUCCUCGACCAAUGAAAGUACUCGUAGCCACGAAUACAGGCUCACCGUCGUCGAUCGUAUGAAGUACGACGAGCAAGUGUAUAGCGGAGACGUAUAAAGAGAGGAGAAGAAUGCGAAGAACGAAGGUAACUGUAAAUAUUAUUCUUAGGUGUUAGAUAAAACGCUGUAAAUAUAUAAAAGAGAAAUGGAAAGGAAACGAUCAUCAAAAAACGAUUUAUCGGUCGACACGAGAUAUACGAAUGUACAGGCGCGAGCAUGCGCAGUCGCGAUGAUUACGCGUUCCUUUUUACGCAUUUGUGUAACCGUGUAGUCCGUGGAGCUAUGAAAUCCAUUUCCAAUCUUUCGAAGGUGAAUCGAUCGUUGACACGGCGUAAGAAAGGAAAGAAAAAGAACUCGUGUCAAAUUCUUGGUGCAAUGAGUAAUUGAUAUCAAAUAACAGUGGGUAUAUCAUAAAAAGAAGCUUCGAAAGAGCCGCUAGUCUUGCCGCGGGCGAAGGAACGCGUCAAUCGCAUCGUGAAUGCGUCGAGGAAGAAGAUAAAAACGUGUGCUUACGACGGUAUGUACACAUACGUUAAAACAUAAUUUCGGGUGUCAAACGUGUCUUUUUUUUCCGCCGAACGAAGCCCCCCUUAACCUUUACCGUUUUAUAUAUAUAUAAAGUAUGUAUAUGAUAUGUAUACAUACACACGCGUCUUGAACGUAGAUUGCAAGGGAAAAGAUGGCAGAGGUAACACGAUUCCGAAUGACACUUGUUUUUUAUACCUCGCAUGGCUUUCUGUCUCUGAUAGUUAGAGAUUUAGGGAGUUGUGCACAUACGCACAUAUACCCAUACCACUGAUACUACACACACAUACACUACACUAUCGUACAUACUCGCACGUAGAAAAGAGGACAAGAACAAUUUCUGUAUAUCCCGAGACUAAAUCGUAGGUAAAAUGAAAAAAAAAAUGACAAUUCAUAUACACGUUUACGUGUUUUCUGUGUCCGCAAUAGACAAGUAGCUGUUGACAGAGUGCGAAAUCGGAUAAACGAAUAAAUGGUUAAGUACGUAAAUAUAUAUAUUAUAGAUACAUUAUAAAUAUAUAUAUAUAUGUAUGUAUGUAUACAUAUAUAUAUAUAAAUAUAUAUAUAUAUAUAUAUUUAUAUACACACAUACAUAUACAUAUAUGAUCGUAAAAGUAAGUGCGGGACCUUGACACGAGGACGCGCGUGCUUCUGCGACGCGAUGUCGACAUCUCACAAUUUUUCUAAUCGCUGGAGGAGAAAAGGGGAGGACUAGAAGGAAAAGUACGAAUCUCGAAAGUGUAUUUUUUAUCGUUGCUCCUUUCGCAAGACAUUUCGGAAGCCGAAUCGCGUGCAAUCGUGAGAUUAAAAAUUCCUUUAACGUCACCGAAAGCAAAGAGAACGAGAAAAGACCGAGAAAGAGAAAAACCUCGGUUGUGUAGUUUUUCCAUUGUCACUGGCCGCUGCUGGUGUUUCUGGUCUGUGAAAAUUUCGCGAUCGACCCGCGAGAUGUCUUGCGAGCGGAGCAGGUGGGAAUGCACGCGGGAAGGAAACGGGGAAAGGUAUAAGAAACGACGGGCGAAAGGGAAAGAAAUAAACGGACUGAAAAACGAUAACUGCCUCAAGCAACUUAAAAAGUAAAAGAACAAAAAAGAUAACACGACCCGUAUCGCAUCCCGGACGGGGACCCCUGCCAAACGAAAACGUACACGUGUAAUGUUGUAAAGUAGUGAGAGUAAAGAACCUUUAGUGUCACAUAUCACGCCAAGCUGUUACGAGCGAAAACGGACAAUGUCGCGUUCGUGGACGUCCAGUGACGGGGGGAAAGAGUGAGAAAGAGCAUGACGAGACGAGAUGGAGUGAUGGUAGUGGCGAUGGCGGAGAGGAAAAAAGGCGGGUGAACGAGACAGGGGGAAAAGAAAGAGUGCGCUGCUAUCGCGAUGGCAGAACGAUUGAUGCGACGAAAAGAACGAACGCGACGUUAGAAAAAAACGAGAGGGAGGAGUUUAUAACGAGUAUUUGUAAGCCACUUUUUGUCACGAUGAUUGUCAAUAAAAUGGAAAAUACUGUGUGUAACGAAUGUGUCCCGGAAUUUCAUCCAUCGAGUUGGUUCAUUAGGUAUGAUCUUUCUUUAUUUUCUCAUUCUUCUUUUUUCCUUCGUUUUUUCUUUUCUUUAUAUGUGUAUAAAAAUAUCUGUGACAGGGGAAGUAUAUGUAUAUAUGGAAUUUCAAAAUAAUCAUGUCUCCCUCUAUUUUUCUUUAGUACGUUUUCCUCGUUCAGCUUUUAUGUUCUUUUUCCUGAAAAUACUGUGGAUCCUCUGUUUGAUCCGAUUUUACGCUCGACCGCCAUCUUUAUACAAGUUUUUACGUUGCCAUAGUACAUAGUUAACGAGUAACCGACGACCGAUGACCAUAUCGUUAUACAUAUACAUAUAUCGAAAUCAAAAUUGUAUACGAUUUAAUAUACUUUAUUAUUAUUUAA